GUUUCUGGCCGGUGUUGCGUUACUCUGCAGACGUCCGCUUGCCGUGCGGAGGAUUUGAGGUGCAUCAUUCGUUCGGUAGACGCUCACCGUGAAGGAUUGUGCGCGUGCAGACAGACAGACAGAUAGGGUUGUACACCGAGACCGUACACUGCAGCUGUGUUUUUUUGUUAAUGUUUGGUUCGUUUAGCAAAGCUGCCGUAUCAUCAAACAAACAAAAAGAGUUCUUUCGCACGGGCGAAAAUCGAUACUAAAACUAAGAUAGCUGAACUAGACACAAGACAUCGAGGAAAUGUGUCAUCGGAUGCUGUCACCUACCUAGAGUUAUUUAUCCUUCAAUUACCGGACUAUCAAACAACGCUACAAGAAACCAGAUAUUGAACUACGUUCCAAUUCGAACGAUCAAAAUGAAUGCUCCCAAAGGGAUGAGGCCUCGCCUUCGGACAUGGCCUAUGCUGAUGUCGGUACUUCUGCUGCAGAUACUGCUUCACCCCAGUCAAGCAUUUCUCACCAGCUACCGAAGUGGGCUCGGACUCGAUGGUUUCGGCAUAUGUCCGGCGGACGUGCGGAACUGCUCCUGCCGCUCGUAUACCGGUGCCGAAACCGAGAUCGACUGUCCGGAAGCGGACUCAACCGUGCAUCUACGCAUCGAACCGCACCAGUAUGCAGAGAUGCGCUGUCAGCGCAACCGGCGCAUUGACUUCGACCAGAUACCGCAGCUCUCGAUCGGUGACACGAACCGUCUAACGAUCGACGAUUGCCCAUUUCCGCGCCACCAAUCCAUCCUGCAGCUCGUAUCGUUCCUGGGCACCACCCAAGUAAAGGUACUCUGGCUAAAGAACAACGCAAACCACGAACACAGUGUCUCACUAGUGCGGCACCACUUUGCCGGACUGGAGAAUCUCGACCGACUAGCCAUCAGCAACGCGAAGCUCAGCGAUAUCGGACCGGACCUGUUCGAGCAUCUGCCGAACCUGACCUGGCUCGAUAUGCGGGACAACAUCUUCCGUCUUCCGCCGACCAUUUUCGAUGCACUGCCGAAACUUCGCAUACUCGAGCUGAGCUUCAACAGUCUGGAGGAGCUCGAUCCACGAUUGCUGCGCCAUCUGCCCAACCUACGACUGCUCACACUGUGGCACAACAAGCUGCAAACUAUUAGCCGCCAGGUGUUUACCGGUGUACCGGAACUGGAGCGUUUGGAUCUGUCCGCGAACCAGCUCGAAACGAUACCGGCCGAUCUGUUUGCCGAUCUGCCUCGGCUGACCGAGCUGGCGAUGGGCUUCAAUAACUUCCACACCCUGCCAGAGGGAUUGUUUCGUGCCAAUCGCGAGCUGCGAAAGCUGAAGCUAGCUUCCCAGCGUGUCGAACUCGAAACGUUACCGCGCGAUCUGUUGCAAAACCUGCCGGCACUGGAACAGGUUAACCUGGAGCGGGUGGGACUUGCCAGUCUGCCCGGUACGCUGCUGCACGGAUCGCCGAACGUCACCCAGGUGAACCUUGCCUUCAACCAACUUCGCCAGUUGCCUGAGGAUCUCCUGCGAGAUCAGAAAGCAUUGUACAUACUGCAGCUACAACACAAUCAGCUAACCAGUCUCCCAGAUGGGUUGCUAAGGAAUACCGGUGAAUUGCAUACUCUCCGGUUGUCACACAAUCAGAUCGGCGAACUAUCCACCGACGUACUGAAGGCAUUGGGCAAGCUAGAGGAACUUUAUCUGGACCACAAUCAGCUACACACGAUCGAACUGCACGCGUUCCGAUACACUACCGCCUUACACACGCUCCAUCUGCAAUCAAAUCAGCUAGCGUUCGAAACACUCAACACCCUCCCUGGAGCUGUCUGGAAUGCGAACGACGAGGAACCGAGCGAGAUCCCGGCACCGGACGAGUUCGGUAUGUUCGUACAGGACGGUACACCCUUCCAGCAUUUACAUCAGUUGCGGGAUCUCGACCUCUCCUCCAACUGGCUGACAACGGUACCAAGAGAUCUACUCCUCAACACACACGAACUUCAGCGACUCAAUCUAACGCGCAACAACAUUACCAGCCUUACGUACGCGAACCUCCAGUUUCUGGCACCCUCCAUCACGGUCGAUUUGCGCCACAACAGCAUCAUCGAGAUCAAUCUCGCCGAUAUGGAGCGUUUGGUUCUGCUAGAACGCCGCAGCUUCGAAGAGCAAACUGGACGGGCACGCAUACUGCUAAACGAUAACCCGCUCAACUGCAACUGUAUCGUGUACGCAUUUGCACAGUACAUACAGAACAAGCUGGCCACCGCUGUGUACGAUCGGCUGGACCUGGUGGCGGAUGCUCUGUACUGCCAGGGUCCCGAACAUCUGCAGGGAAUGUUGAUCAAGGACGUACCGACGCGUGAGCUGCUGUGCGAUCUAGACACACCGUCAACCCAGAUACGCCACUGUCCGGCUGCAUGCCGGUGUUACAUACGCCCCGAAGAUAUGGGUGUAAUCGUGGACUGUAGCGGGCAGGGUUUGUCCGAGGUGCCACAGCUUCCCCGUCCAACCACCUUUGGCUAUCGCUUCAUCGAGUUGCACCUCGAGAACAACAACAUUAGCUUGCUGCCCGAUAUGGCACGAAUGGUACCCGGUGGAUGGAGUGAGGUGCGUGAGCUGUACGCAUCCAACAACACGAUCGGCACACUGGAAGCGGACCAGCUGCCGAGCGGUUUACGUCUUCUGGAUCUCACCCGCAACAAACUCAGCGAACUGAACCCGCUCGUUGCGGAAGAGCUGACAGCUAGUACGGCACUGACCACGAUGCGGCUGGCCCACAAUGAUUGGACCUGCGAGUGUGAGGCAGCACAGUUCAUGACGUUCGCUCACAAGAACCAACGACGCAUAGAGGACUUUGCACGACUGCGAUGCUCGGACGGCCGGCAACUGGAGCAGACCACGCUCAACGAUCUAUGCCAGGACCGUACGCACACGAUCGUGCUAGUGUGUGUCAUCGUAUCGAUAAUCGCUUGCCUCGCCGCCCUACUCUCCUUCGUUUACUACACUUAUAAGCUCGAGCUGAAGGUAUGGCUGUUCAAGCACAGCAUCUGUCUCUGGCUCGUGGCGGAGGAAGAACUGGACAAGGAUAAGCUGUACGAUGCGUUCGUGUCCUACUCGCACAAAGACGAAGCGUUCAUUACCGAGCAUCUGGUGCCAACGCUCGAGCGUGAACCGAUGAACUUCAAGCUCUGCUGGCACGUGCGUGACUGGACGCCGGGUGAAAUGAUCUCCUCUCAGAUAUCAAGCUCCGUGGAGCAAUCGCGACGCACCAUCAUCGUACUUUCCAGCAGCUUCCUGGAGUCUCUCUGGGGUCAGCUAGAGUUCCGUACGGCACAUCUUCAGUCCAUGGCCGAACGACGCAACCGUCUAAUUAUCGUGAUUUACGGCGACAUUGGUAACAUUGAUGAUCUCGAGCCAGAACUCCGAGCCUACCUGCACACCAACACGUACGUGCGUUGGGGCGAUCCAUGGUUCUGGGAUAAGGUGCGCUUUGCCAUGCCCCAUCCACCGAAGGUGCGCGGUGGCAGUGGUGCUGGAACCGCUGUCAAGGCCGGCGUCAGUACUGCCGGCGGUCUUUUCAUGAAGCAGAUACAAGGUACCCCGGUGGAUGACAAAAUGGAGCUUAUCAAACCGCAGACAGCGCCUGCCACACCGCCCAUCCUCACUACACCCCCGACCGAACCUACCCUGGCACCCGCUUCAGGCCCAUUCAUCAUUAGUGGCAACGGUACGGCAAAUGGUGGCGUUACUCCGCCCGUAUACUAUCACCAACCGAUCAAUCCGUACCGCGCCAAUGGACACAUUAACGGUGCGUUCGUCAUCAACAGCAAUGCAAAGCAGAGUGACGUAGUACUCUUCUCCCCAUCUCGAGGCAAGCACCGUGACACGGUCUCUUCGAUGGUCCCUGUUUGGGUGAGCGGGUUUCUGGUCGUGUUGGUCCUGCUACUACCACUCACAAAUGGCCAGGAAUGCUUCACGAAAAAUCUCACUGCCACCGAAUGGCGUCUACAGUGUCCAGGAUUCCACGUCAUCCUGUCGAUGCGCAAAUCCUCAAAGCAGCUGCGAGUCCUGUGCCCAAUGAAGCCCGACUUCGAGCUGCUUCGAACAGUACGCAAUGUGCCGAAGCUUGCGUUCGAACAGCUAGACUACUCCUACUGCCCGUUACCGACCGGGAACCGGUCGCUUGUCGACACGCUGGCAGGAUUUCUCGACCGCGACCAGUUAAGCUCGAUCACAUACCUAUUCUUCGUGGAGAAUGCUAAUAACAGUGAGAAUGUAACGCUGGAACCGCAACUAUUUGCCGGUCUGAACGCACUGCAAGUGCUCUCGAUGAAGGCAUCCGCCGCGAUGCCACUGGACAAUCCGGCACUGUUUUCGCACCUGACCACACUGAAGUGGCUCGAUUUGCGCGAAGGUGACGGUGGGUCUCUGGUAGCCAGCACCAUACUACGCCCACUAACCAACCUCAGCACACUGGAGCUGAUGGAGAACGGAUUAUCGCAGCUGCCGGACGGGUUAGUGUCCAACAUACCGACGCUCGUUACGCUCAAUCUGCACCGCAACCAACUCGAGCGGCUAGAUAAGUUCGUCGGACUGCCAACGCUGAGCGAUAUCGAUCUCUCGUACAAUCGGCUUACCGAGCUACCGGAGGAUGUGUUUGCUGAGCUGCCGGAACUAUCGAACCUGUCGCUGAGAAGUAAUAGCAUUACCCGGCUGCCGGCCAAUUUGCUGAAGAACAAUACCAAGCUGACCAAGUUCCUGGCGCAAGAUCAGCAAACUACGGAACUCGUGCUGGAGGACGGACUGUUUGCCGGUUUGCAGCAGCUAGAGCACGUUUCGCUGACCAGUUGUCACAUUGCAGAGCUUCCGGAAGGUUUGUUUGCCGGUGCUAUCGGACUGAGGAAGCUCGAGCUAGGCCAAAACAGGCUUGAAGCCCUGCCGGAAAAGCUGCUGCGCGAUUUGUUCAACCUGGAGGAGUUGAAAUUGCAACAUAAUGCGCUGAUGAAUAUGUUGCCCAACACACUGUUCCAGGAUACCCGUCCACUGCGUAUACUGGAUCUUUCCCACAACAACUUAAAGAGCUUGAACGAACAAUUGUUCAAACCGAUAGCAAUGCUGAGAGAGCUAAAUCUUGAUAACAAUCAACUGCGUAUAAUCGAUGUGGACGCGUUCCAGAAGCAGUCACAUUUCUUGACCAAGCUUACGCUCAGCCACAACCAGAUGUCGUUUUACGAGAACGGCAGACCUGUGUUUUACAAGAACGGUGAACCCUGGGUGUUGGAUCGAUCUCCGUUCAAACCUCUGAACAGCCUGCAAACACUGGACCUGUCCCACAACGAGAUCGUCACCCUGUUUAAAGACUUCAAGCAUUACUUGCCAAAGCUGACGAAUCUCGAUCUAUCGCACAACUUGAUUGCGUACAUAAGCGACACCGACUUCCCGUUCAAUGCAAGAGACAUCGCAACCGUCGAUCUGCGUUUCAACAAAAUUACAGCGCUCGAUUUUCGAACGGUGAAAGACGUACCAUUGCCGCAGGUGGUGCUGCUCGAUGGUAAUCCACUAAACUGCGACUGUCUGGUGUAUCCGAUCGUACAUUAUAUCGCUACAAACGCAACACCCUUCCCGCUGAAGGGUGCGGAGUGUGCCAGUCCACCCGAGUUGUCUAGGUACACGCUGUUCGAUGUACCAAGCACGGAGCUGAUCUGCGAACUGGACCAACCGAAUGCUUUCUGUCCCAGCGAGUGCACAUGCUACAGACGUCCGGCCAAUCGUGUUGCGGUUGUGAACUGCACUGGUCAGAAACUGGUGGACGUACCGGCCAUUCCGGACCCUGCCCUCGUCGACUGUGGUUCCAUCGAGCUGCACCUCACGAACAAUCUGCUGCGCGAGCUGCCGAUAUCGUUCGGCGCAGGUUGGAAUGCUGUGCAGUGGCUGUAUGUGGCCAACAAUAAUAUACGCGAGGUACGAUACGACAGUUUGCCGCAACGAAUCGAAGUACUCGACGUCCGCCAGAACCAGAUAGCUUCACUCGACGAGCGGCUCGUCCAGCAACUGGCGAAUCGAAGCGCACUGUACCAGAUCAACCUGUCGGCGAAUCCUUGGCGGUGUGAUUGUACCGAACCAUUGCUAGAGUUCGUAAGCGAAAACGUGAAGCACAUUCCUGACUUCCACCUGCUCCGGUGCGUCGAUGGUCAACCGAUAAGCACCAGCACCCAGUCGACACUCUGCCGCCGGCGGACAAUGCUGUACGUGCAGUGGAGCGUCGCCUUCGUCAUCAUGGCGCUGAUUGCGCUGCUGGGCGGAUACAUCUACAUGCGGUACGAGCAUGAGAUAAAGGUGUGGCUGUUCAAGCAGGAUAUGCUACGGUGGUUAGUCGCCGAAGAGCAGAUCGAUCAAAACAAGCAGUACGACGCGUUCAUUUCGUACUCGCACAAGGAUGAAGCGUUUAUCGUCGAUACGCUGAUGCCCACGCUUGAGCGCGAACCGAUGAGCUUUAAGAUUUGCUGGCACGUGCGCGAUUUUAUGCCGGGAGAGCUGAUUUCCACCCAGAUCACGAAAGCGGUGGAAGAUUCACGACGCACCAUCAUCGUCCUGUCACCCAACUAUCUCGAGUCGGUUUGGGGCCAGAUGGAGUUUAACACCGCGUACCUGCAGUCGGUAGCGGACAAGCGCAACCGUGUCAUACCGAUCAUCUACGAGGACAUCGGCGAUGUCGAGACGCUCGAUCCGGAGCUGCGUGCGUACCUGAAAACCAACACGUACGUCCGGUGGGGCGAUCCAUGGUUCUGGGACAAGUUACGGUACGCCAUGCCCCACACCCGUCGGCCAAAGGGCGUACAGGCGUCCAACAACAUACGGAUGGCGUCGGUUGACAAGCUCAAUCUAUUGCCCACGAACGCCAACCAAACGUCAACGCCAUCGCUUGAAAGCACACCACCUAUCGAACAUCUACCGUCCGGGAAAGGCAUCCCAAACGGUGAACCGUUAGCGAACUUUUGCGAUCCAGCCAAACUCCCGUCGCUACCACCACCCUAUACCAUCAGUGACGGCAAGCUAGACCCAAUAACGACUGCGGCCAAAUAGUACCGAAUAGAUCUGUCGCUCCUGCACGCAUUCGUCAUUUCAAUCUCUCUUACCAUCAAUCUCUCUUUUUUGCGACAAAACACGACGGCCUGGCCGCGUCUUGCUAAUACGAAUCUCUUGACACUCUAUUCCUACACCUGACAUUAGGAUCACUAGGAUCAAACAAACUAUUACGCUAGGAAUGUGUAUGUGUGCUUGCGUCAAAAGACAGGGCAAUUACGUAUGUAUAUAAAAAAUGAUAUUUCAAUUGGAAUUAAAAAAAAACAAUCUUCUUCUUCUUUCUUGGCACUACAACCUCGAGAGGUCUCGGUCUGCCAUUUCUGACCCGUAGCAAAGUAGUCAGCCCUGCGUACGGGGAGGCGGUCUGGAUGGGAUUUGAACCCCGGCUCUGCCGUGUGAAAACCGCCUCCCCGAAAAAAACAAUACCUCAACGCAAAUGUUGGCGUCGGCAAAUGUAAAUCACAUACCAUUUGUCAAAUAAAAUAAUACAAUUGUGUUAAAACA
This is a messenger RNA of Anopheles stephensi (Asian malaria mosquito), 7592 nucleotides long. RefSeq lists its product as uncharacterized. Gene Ontology annotation, molecular function: protein binding; transmembrane signaling receptor activity. The transcript has 8 exons. Lineage: Eukaryota; Metazoa; Arthropoda; Insecta; Diptera; Culicidae. Gene Ontology annotation, cellular component: membrane. The record is from RefSeq and is a predicted model, not a curated record. Gene Ontology annotation, biological process: immune response; toll-like receptor signaling pathway. The coding region runs from base 405 to 7088 and encodes 2227 amino acids.